UGUCUUGUCGGAAAGUGUUGUGCUCCACAAUUAAUUACAUUUAAACAAUUUAAAAAGAUAUCGCAAUAUCAAAUAAUCGCGAAAAAUCAGUGAAUAAACUUCCAAUCUAACAAAAAAGUUACAAAGUUCCUGCAGAAACAUGCAAUCACAUAGCAAAAAACGCGUUUGUUAUUAUUAUGACAGCGAUAUCGGAAACUACUACUAUGGACAAGGGCAUCCCAUGAAGCCUCAUAGAAUUCGCAUGACACACAAUUUGCUCCUUAAUUAUGGACUCUAUCGUAAAAUGGAGAUUUAUAGACCUCAUAAGGCAACUGCUGAUGAGAUGAUGAAAUUCCACUCUGACGAGUACAUUCGCUUCCUUCGUUCCAUCCGACCGGACAACAUGAGUGAAUACAAUAAGCAGAUGCAAAAGUUCAACGUCGGUGAGGAUUGUCCCGUCUUCGAUGGCUUGUACGAAUUCUGUCAAUUAUCUGCCGGCGGAAGUGUCGCUGCCGCUGUCAAGCUCAACAAACAAGCAAGCGAAAUUUGCAUUAACUGGGGCGGCGGUUUGCAUCACGCCAAAAAAUCCGAAGCUUCUGGUUUCUGUUACGUCAACGACAUCGUCUUGGGUAUCCUGGAAUUGCUCAAGUACCAUCAACGUGUCCUGUAUAUCGACAUUGAUGUGCAUCACGGUGACGGCGUCGAAGAAGCUUUUUACACGACAGAUCGCGUCAUGACUGUCAGUUUCCACAAAUAUGGCGAAUAUUUCCCCGGAACAGGCGAUUUGCGUGACAUUGGCGCCGGCAAGGGCAAAUAUUAUGCCGUCAACAUUCCGUUGCGCGAUGGCAUGGACGACGAAUCGUACGACUCGAUUUUCGUGCCGAUUAUCUCGAAGGUCAUGGAGACAUUCCAACCGUCGGCCGUUGUCUUGCAAUGUGGUGCUGACUCGUUGACUGGCGAUCGUUUGGGUUGUUUCAAUUUAACCGUUAAGGGACACGGAAAAUGCGUCGAAUUCGUGAAAAAAUACAAUUUACCAUUUUUGAUGGUCGGCGGUGGCGGUUAUACGAUCCGUAAUGUCUCGCGUUGCUGGACUUAUGAAACGUCGGUGGCAUUAAAUGUCGAAAUUGCCAAUGAAUUGCCGUACAACGACUAUUUCGAGUACUUUGGACCCGAUUUCAAGUUGCACAUCAGUCCGAGUAACAUGACGAACCAGAACACCGGCGAAUAUCUCGAAAAAAUCAAAAAUCGUUUAUUCGAAAAUUUGCGAAUGUUGCCACAUGCCCCGGGUGUUCAGGUGCAAGCGAUUCCGGAAGAUGCCGUUCAAGACGAAUCCGAUACCGAAGACAAGGCCGACAAAGAUGAGCGACUAAAUCAAGCGGACAAGGACAAGCGAAUUGUGCCCGAUAACGAGUUCUCUGAUUCCGAAGACGAGGGCGAAGGCGGAAGACGCGAUAAUCGUUCGUACAAGGGACAAUCACGAAAACGCCCACGUUUAGACAAAGACGCGAAGCCAGAAGCCGAAAAGGAAGUAAAAGACGAAAAAGAGACGAAGACAGAAACAACGGCAGCGGCAACGACAGAAAAAACCGAAACAAAGACAGAAACUCCGCCCGCUGAAAAGGAAGCAGCUGCCGUUUGAUCGACGCCAGACACUUCGUACACGAUUUCCCGUCUCAAAUACCGAUAAGAAUGCUCGCAUUCGCAGAUCUCCCAAAAAAAAAAGAACGUCGCAACUCACAUCGCAAAGGAUGCUUUUAUUUAACUUACACACAAUCGUAAUUUAAUGAUAGUUUUUAAUCAUUUUUUGAAAAAAAAGUAUUAGUUUUUUUUUGUAAUAAUAAAUUUAAGAUGGCAACUUCGUCUCAUGAAAAAAAAAA
Culicoides brevitarsis is the source of this 1856-nucleotide messenger RNA. RefSeq names its product histone deacetylase HDAC1 (gene HDAC1). Gene Ontology annotation, cellular component: nucleus; NuRD complex. The transcript is spliced from 4 exons. The record is from RefSeq and is a predicted model, not a curated record. Gene Ontology annotation, molecular function: histone deacetylase activity. Bases 140 to 1618 code for a protein of 492 amino acids. Gene Ontology annotation, biological process: negative regulation of transcription by RNA polymerase II. NCBI's taxonomy places the organism in Eukaryota, Metazoa, Arthropoda, Insecta, Diptera, Ceratopogonidae.